Messenger RNA from Lineus longissimus, 1592 nucleotides. RefSeq lists its product as uncharacterized. The record is from RefSeq and is a predicted model, not a curated record. The transcript is spliced from 2 exons. Lineage: Eukaryota; Metazoa; Nemertea; Pilidiophora; Heteronemertea; Lineidae. Bases 192 to 1442 code for a protein of 416 amino acids.
CGUUUUUGCGCUCGCCGAAAAACGACGCGUUUCUGCGCGUCGUUUUGCGCAGCGGUGGUAAUUCUUGGAAGGGGUCUCCAUUAUCGCGUUUCUUAAGAGCGUUAUUCGCGCGUAUAAAAAGUGACAUGGGCUUGGUCCGGGAACAUUCAGUCAAGCCUGGUUCAUGGUGAGAGCCACAGUAAACUACAAAAAUGCCCGCUUGGUCGUCUGAUUCCUCAGAUUCUGAUAUCGAGGUGUUAACCCUUUACCUUUAUGACGGACGAAGGAAGAGGAAACGAAGACAUCAGUACUGGGUGCAUCCCAUCUUGAAGGAAAGAGCAGUAUAUGGUGAAUACCAUCAUCUUGUGAAGAAACUGUUUGGGUAUGAGGACAAGUUUUUCCUGUACUUUCGAAUGAUGCCUGAACAUUUCAACUUGCUUUUGGAUAACGUAAAGGGCUACAUAACGAAGGAAUACACGGCAUUCAGGAGGCCGAUUGGACCUGAGGAACGACUAGCAAUAUGUUUGAGGUUCCUCGCCACCGGGGAUUCGUACAAGACCAUUGCCUUCAGCUACUACGUUGGAGUACAUACCGUAUCGAAAAUUAUUCAGGAAACGUGCCAGGCUAUUUGGGAUGCUCUGCAGCCAAUGUAUAUGCCACAACCAAACAGAGCGCAAUGGGAAGACAUAGCAGAUGGGUUUGGACGCAAAUGGCAAUUUCCCUGUUGCCUGGGAGCGAUGGAUGGCAAGCACGUACAGAUUUUUGCACCAGCAAAUUCUGGGACUUUGUACUUUAAUUACAAGAAAACCUUUUCUGUGGUACUGCUUGCACUUGUUGACUGGAACUAUUGCUUCACAGUCAUUGACGUCGGCAGCUACGGUUCAAAUAGUGAUGGGGGAAUCUUCAAAAGGAGUACCCUUGGUAAGAAGCUGAUGAAUGGGACCCUCGAGAUCCCAGCUAACAAAUGCCUUCCUGGGGCAGAACAACGAGUCGAACCAGUUCCACACGUCGUGGUAGGGGAUGAGGCAUUUCCGGCUAUGGAAAACCUCCUUCGCCCUUUCCCUGGAAAGAACUUAAGGGACGAUCAAAGAAUUUUCAAUUAUCGGCUUUCCAGGGCCAGAAGGAUAUCAGAAAAUGCCUUCGGUAUCCUUGCUAAUCGGUGGAGGCUCUACCAUCGGAAAAUUCCUUUGAGCGCUGAAAGUGUUGAUAUUGUUGUGAAGGCCACUUGUGUAUUGCACAACAUGUUACAGAACAGGGGUGUUCCAGUUCCUGUCAGACCAGUUACGGAUGAUGUCACGCCUGACGAAGAGGAUACGUGUGAUGGAAUCCUGAACGAUUUGGAAAAAUCUGGCCAUCGGCAAAAGAAAGAUGCUCUCAUGGUCCGAGAAGCGUACAAGGACUACUUUAGUUCUAGAGCUGGGGCAGUUCCUUGGCAAAACCAAGUGUGUUUCGGGGAGGACUAGAAAGUUGGCGACCACUAGAGACUGAAAGCUGCAAACCUCCAAGGUGGGGGUCCAUGGUCUGGUGGGGGUGGUACACGGACUGAGUGGGGCGGGGCUCUCAACUUCUGUUAAAUCAAUAUGCUUCAAAAUAAACUUGAACUUACCUGUUAA